AUGCUGAGCGAAUCACGAAAUCGCAAACUUUGAGCUCGAUUUUCUCCAAAAUUCUCCGCAAAAAUACUUUCAAAAUUGUUUUCGGAUCUAAUGAGCACAUUUCGAAACGUCUGAGACAGCAGAAAUAAUGAACAAAAGUUAAUUUUAUUGAAAAAUCGAGUGUUUUUCAUCCAUAUGAAAAAAAUGAAUUUUCGAGCAUUUUUUUAGAUUUUCCAAGUCGUAUUUUUGCGGAGAAUUUUGGAGAAAAUCGAGCUCAAAGUUUGCGAUUUCGUGAUUCGCUCAGCAUCUUCCAGCGCCUACAAAUCAAAACCGGUUACAGGCUUGCUUCUUAUGUCAUUAAAACUGCAUAAACGAAACUGAAUUUCGACUGGCAAUAAGUUUAUGUUCCAUGGUUAGCUGACUGUUUGAUAAGCUAUUUAAAAGAAUGGUGGUUUUCCGUUGAUUCUGCAAGGUUUUUCCGAUCGUGCUUAUAUGACUGGUUUUAGAGUUGGAAUCAGAAAAAUUACUUCUUUUAUGUACAAUGUUUAGAGCUCUAUUUCUUUCUUACUUUUUUAUUUUGGUAACAUACCAUGGUACAUAAAAGAAGAUCAGGCGUAUGAAUGACUUUUAACAGAAAAAAUAAACAUGUAAUUCAAGGUUUCUGCCUAUCAUGACCAACAACUAAAAAUAGCAAAAAUUAGCUCUAUGAAACGAUCAAAUCAGACUUUUUUCAAAACAAUUGUUUCGGACAAACGCACCAAUCUUAUGGAGGAUGUUUUGAGAAUUAGGCUACGCCAUACCCGUAGAACAUGACUUGUAGAGGAAACAAAUAUGGAUUCAUGCACAACUUGACGAGCAAACCUACCAUAAUCAAAAUUUGGCGGCUCGAGGUCGGCGUAAACUCUGCAUAAGCUGCGUGAAUGUACACGAUUUUCAGCAUAAUUGAAGUCUUUGUUUAAAUCUCAAAUUUAAAAUCGCCGUUUAGGUUAUCUAUUUGGAUAAUCGUCAGUUUUUGAGUGGACACAAGAGAGGCUAACUUUUAGAGACACUAAUGGAUCGAAACACGUUUCUCCAGACCUUCAACCGGACAUGUGUGACUUUACGUGAAAGGUGCUGAUUGCAAAUAUUAUACUCAUUUGGGCCCACGGGAGGCUUCUGAAAAGUCUAGGUUCUCUGGAGAAGACCUAAACGGUGUUUUGAAGUAGUGUUGAACACAUUGAACUGUGUAUGCUUCUGAGUUUUUAUGUUUACUCGACCCGAUUUUAAUUGAGUUACGGAUUACUUAACUGAACGCCGAUAUUUCUGAGUUGUAGUAAGAAUUUUUCCAUCCGUUUGCAUUGUAUACACUUUCAAGCUUGCCGGAAAACUUUUCACUUGUUUGUGUUCACCUACGUGAAACACAGGGUAGACACUUACACUAUGCAUCGGAGUUCAUUUGCCGCAAAGAAAUAUCUACUUCGCUGCUAGAGGAUGAAGCGUAAAAGUCCUAAACUUUCAUGAAUACAAGAUGACAAACAGCAAGGAGAAUACGGUGUUUUGCUGACAAUUUCCUGAAUGGUAUUUUAUCUCCCACACAGUUCGUAUCCGAUCAUACCUUCUCAUACGAUAUCUCAUCUUUAGAAACUUGUUACCCUAGGAUAGUUCUCUUUCACAACAGCUUUUUAGACAACAUUUCACCAGUUUGUGUUUGCAUAAAAGAACCGCGGACCUUCAUAUAUCAGCUCAACCCUUCAAUCUUCUCAAUACUUUUAAUUCUUUCACUCCCUCAAACUUGAUAUACGAAUUCUAUCAACUUUUUAAUGCUGUCAAUUACUAAUCGUAAAUUAGAUACCCCUGGGCGUACGAUGAGACUUUCGAGCGAAGUAGAAGUCUCCGUGACGUCAUGUGAGGCUCUUCGCUGUACUAAAUGGUACUAGUUUGAGAUAAAAAGUUCUGAAUUUCAAAAUUGGUUUUACUAUGCCUACACUUGAAAUAUAUCAAACUUUAUCCAGCUUUUUGAUCAUUGGUACUCGUAUAUAAUAUUGGGUUAUAAAUAAAAAGAAUGUACAAAAACUAAAUUAACCACAUGCAGAAUUGAUUACUGACAAGUUUUGAGAUACCUAAAUAUUUCUUCUCUCAAAUUUAGGUUGAUCGCUAUUGGUUAUCAAACGGUCGUUCCAUUAUUUUACUUGCUGAUGGCUAUCCCGUUAAUCUUGCUUGUGCGCACGGUAAUCCAAGUUUUGUUAUGAGCAAUUCGUUUACAAACCAAGUAUUUGCACAGAUUGAACUAUAUACAAAACGAAGACAAUAUCCAGUAGGGAUACACCGGCUAUCGAAAAAGUUGGAUGAAGAAGUGGCUUUGGCGCAUUUAGACUAUAUGGGUGUUAAAUUAACGAGAAUGACAGCUGAGCAAUCAGCGUAUUUAGAUGUAAACCAAAAUGGACCGUUCAAACCAGAACAUUACCGUUACUGA
Molecule: messenger RNA, 2431 nt
Organism: Didymodactylos carnosus
Lineage: Eukaryota; Metazoa; Rotifera; Eurotatoria; Philodinida; Philodinidae
Source: the annotation of a GenBank genome assembly